This is a messenger RNA of Gasterosteus aculeatus aculeatus (three-spined stickleback), 877 nucleotides long. RefSeq names its product parathyroid hormone. The record is from RefSeq and is a predicted model, not a curated record. Gene Ontology annotation, cellular component: extracellular region. Gene Ontology annotation, biological process: intracellular calcium ion homeostasis. Lineage: Eukaryota; Metazoa; Chordata; Actinopteri; Perciformes; Gasterosteidae. Gene Ontology annotation, molecular function: hormone activity.
CUCUCCAGAAGGUAUGACAUCAACAGUAAUAAUGAAGGCACCUCAUCAACGGGGCUAUAUAAGCACUUUGAGUCCAGCGCUUCCAUCUAAUAGGAGCUCACCCCCACAAACAGACCACUUCCCCUUGUGGUGCUGGAAGCCUGCGCCAGAUGAAGGUCAACAUGCGCGGUCUGGACCGUAGAAACGUGCUCAUUUCGCUCUGCAUCGUGCACCUCCUCGCGCUCAGUGAGGGGCGCCCCGUCAGGAAGAGGGCCGUGAGCGAGGUGCAGCUCAUGCACGACCUCGGGGCGCUGAAGCAGGCGCGGGAGCGUCGCCAGUGGCUGCAGAGGAGGCUCCAGGGGGCCCACGCGGGCCUGACGUGGGGCGGCGCGGGGGAGGCGGGCCGGGCGGGCAGGAGAGAGCGGCCCGAGGAGCCGCCGGAGCUGAGCGGCAUGACGCCGGAGGAGAUCCAGCUCGCGUUGAACUUGCUGGAAAGGCUCCUCAAGUCGAAGCCGUCCUGAUUUUGGUUGAUUUGAUGACGUCUUCGAUGUUCGCGGCAACUUUGCAGCGCUGAAUUUUAAGCAACCCUCUAUUUUUUCUAUUUAAUUAUUUGUUGUUUAUAACUAGUUGUUCUUGUGGGUGUUUCAUCGGGAUGUAUUUUAAUUGUAUUUGUUUGACAUAAUCUAUAUUAUUACAUACUUUUAUUUAUUAAAUUGAUAUUUAUGGAUUUAACGAAGGGAAACUUCCCCAUUGUGUAAAUGCACUUUUAUUUAACAAGUGUUGUUUUACUUGCUUACUUCCCCAGACUGAAGGUGAUAAAGAGAUGGACCAACAGUGUUUUGUAUAUUUUUUAUUUUUGUAGGCAUGUUUAAUAUGAAAAUAUAAUUUUUAAAACGAA